Molecule: messenger RNA, 2097 nt
Organism: Oncorhynchus mykiss (rainbow trout)
Lineage: Eukaryota; Metazoa; Chordata; Actinopteri; Salmoniformes; Salmonidae
Source: RefSeq, a predicted model, not a curated record
CCGGAUUUAUAAAAGUUGUCAACAGUUUGCUAAAUAGAAAAACAUGUAGCUAGAUACUGAGACCAGAACCGUUCUUUUAUAGCUGAAUGAGAAAGCCACCCGUCUUUUUCCAGCAGAGAAAGAGAGACGGGGGAAGGAGUGACUGAAGACAGGCGCCGCUGCGGAAAGCAGAAGUAGUUAGUUACAGUAGUUAACUAGCUAGCCAGAAUGUUUAGCUACUGUAGCUAGUUAGCUAACUUGUAUUGUGAUAAGUAUAAGUACCAGGCCAGCUAAAAACGGACUGGUGUGUGUGAUAACUCCAGCCUGCUCUCCCUCUCCGUGGCUACACUACUGAUGCCGGUCUCGGCCGGGACUCCAUGGAAGAGCUGCUAGCACAGGACGGAACAAGGAACGGGACUGCAACCGAGGCUCACCCCUGCCCGGGCAAGCCCUCUGCCCAUCUCACUGGUCCAACGGGAUAUUAUUACCGUGGGGUGAGCCUGGAUCGGGAGUUACGGCCGACCGACCGAGCGGCGAUGGGAUGUUCGACAGACACGGUUGAAACCCCUGGAACCUGCUUCUCCCGCUACAGAAUCCGGGUAGAGAUCCAGUACAAGAUGAGUGGGGGGAAGAAGAGGAGUGGCUUCCAGAUUACUAGUGUGACGUCAGACUACACGCAGAGCUCUGGGGAAGCCCCACCCCAUGUUCAGGCCUCUAGCCAAUCAAAUCCCUCCCUUCAGUCCUCCAGCCAAUCCACUGAUUCCUCCCAGCCUGGCCUCUCCCACCAGCAGGGAAGUUUCUCCCAGCCGACGACUCCCCUCUCUCUGAGGAAAUCCAACUCACAAGAUGCUGUGGGGCAGGGGUCCAGGUUUCGAGUUGUCAGAUUGGGCCAGGACCAUGGAGGACCCUAUUGCCGGGGGCGGUGGACCUGUACGGACUCUUUGGAACGAGAGGAAGGGGUGGGGCCUAGAUGGGUGAUGGACAGCAUGAGACACGCCCACUCUCUGGAGUCCCUGGAGGGGAUUGGUCUACAGAGGGCUGGGGGAGGGGCUGGAGGCGAGCUGCUGGGGCACGUGCGCACUCUCAGGACAGGACACCUUGUUCACUCUCAGGGUACCUCCCACUUGCUGGCCCAGCCAGUAGGGUCAGACGGGGAGGGGUUUGGAGGGCUGAAGCCUCUCCUCCACAGCGACCCGCCCAACCCCACACACCUGGAAAGAUUCAACUUGCGAGUGGUCGACUCCAUGCCCCCCCUGCCCAGCCCCCGCCCACGGAACAUCCCACCCCCUCUACGCCUGGAUGUGGACGCUACCGGGAGGUCUCUGUUGAGAGUGUCUCAUUCCCAGCCCAGCUCCCCUGGGCCCCCCCUACAGGGUAGAGAUGGUACUUUCCUACCCAGUCUGAUUCCCAUCCAGACUUCUUCGGCCUGGUCCAUGUUCGGCUCCGGGGAGGCUGUCCAUCUGCCAGGGGACGACAGUCUGAAAGAUGACGACCCAGAGGAUCAGGAUGAGACAGUCUGUAACCGGGAGGAAGACGGCUCCAUCAACAACAACCGACGCAAGGAUGAAGCUAAUAAGAACGGUGGGAAGUGGAUCAUCAGGCUGCGGAAAGGUCUUGCCAGCAGGUUCUGGGAGAACAUUAUUCUGGCCAUGUUGGGAGAACAGUUCAUGGUGGGAGAGGAGAUCUGUGGGGUGGUGGUCUCUAUACGGUUCCAGGAGGACAUCUUGUCUAUAUGGAAUAAGACGGCCAGCGAUCAGGUGACGACAUCUAGAAUCCGAGACACUCUUCGGCGCGUCCUGAACCUCCCUCCCAACACCAUCAUGGAGUACAAGACACACAACGACAGCCUCAAGGAUAAUUCCAGCUUCCGCAACACAAAGAUCACCCUGUGAAGAGAGACGGAAGAGGAAGAGAUGCAAACCACCGUUUCUCCUGAAGUUAUACUGUUUCCUCAUAAAUGAUAACAUGACUCUGUCACAUUUCUCACAUCUCUCGGCAUCUCUCUUUCUCUCUCGGCAUCUCUCUUUCUCUCUCGGCAUCUCUCUUUCUCUCUCGGCAUCUCUCUUUCUCUCUCGGCAUCUCUCUUUCUCUCUCGGCCUCUUUCUCUCUCAGCGUCUC